AUGAGUGUCGAUGACACUAACACACAGUGCCCACGCAUUGGGCCAGAAGACGUACAAACAUCUCAUGACGCAGAAUUGUUUGACGACAACGACAACGACAACGACAACGGUUGUGAGAGCGGUACUGGUAACUUUUUGGAUGCUCUCAGUCAACCUUCAGCCAGUGAAGCACGACCUUCGACCAGUGAAGCACGACCUUCAACCAGUGAAGCACGACCUUCGACCAGUGCAGUUCGACUGGAAAAGAGGGUCAGAAAUGAACUGGCGUCUGAAAACGUCGCUUUCCAAGAAGAACGAAUUAACAAAAUCAUGGAGGAAGGACGGAUGGCACACCAGCAAGUUGAGGAACGCCUCCAGGAACAAGAACACCAUGCAGAAGUGGUGCGCCAGCAAGCUGAGAAAUACAUUCAGGAACAACACCGUCUUGCAGAAGUGGCGCGCCAGCAAGCUGAGGAACGCAUUCAGGAACAAAGCCGUCUUGCAGAAGAAGAACACAAGUGUCAUGCGCACGACAUCGGCAAGAAGGCUCAGCAAUUGGAAGCGGCUUUGAGAGAGCGGGAAAACCAACUGAACCAUGAUAAAAAUGAACUCGAAGUAAUUCGCCAACAACGUCAGCAGCAGUACCAGGAGGCAGUAGAAUUAACUGAAAGAAAACAAAAAGAGCUGGAAGAACGCGAGAAAGUGAUUGGGGCCGAGGUAGAACGAAGGUUGCAACUAGAAGUAGAAACCCUGAAGGCAGCAAAAAAGGCUGAGCUCGCUAACAUGGAGCAACGGUUUGCGAGACGCGGUAGGCAACGGGAUACAGCUAUGGAUAUGGACGCAGACACCACCCCCAUGAGCGCUCAGCAGCAGGCCAAAACGCCUCAGAAACCACACUCCAACACUCCAUCCCUUGAUGCAAUCAAAAGGAUCAAGAGGGCACGUGGAACAACGCGCAGGACGCGUCUGGUAUCUGUGGCAGAUGACGAUGACCCUAUAGAAACGCGUCAAGAAUGA
This is a messenger RNA of Suillus plorans, 996 nucleotides long. RefSeq lists its product as uncharacterized. The transcript is spliced from 9 exons. Lineage: Eukaryota; Fungi; Basidiomycota; Agaricomycetes; Boletales; Suillaceae. The coding region runs from base 1 to 996 and encodes 331 amino acids. The record is from RefSeq and is a predicted model, not a curated record.